Messenger RNA from Nyctereutes procyonoides (raccoon dog), 3731 nucleotides. RefSeq names its product fibroblast growth factor 11 (gene FGF11). Bases 1033 to 1710 code for a protein of 225 amino acids. The transcript is spliced from 5 exons. Lineage: Eukaryota; Metazoa; Chordata; Mammalia; Carnivora; Canidae. The record is from RefSeq and is a predicted model, not a curated record. Gene Ontology annotation, molecular function: growth factor activity; fibroblast growth factor receptor binding. Gene Ontology annotation, biological process: positive regulation of protein phosphorylation; positive regulation of gene expression; regulation of cell migration. Gene Ontology annotation, cellular component: cytoplasm.
GAAGGAAGAGGGGGUGCUCUAGGCUGUCCAGGGGAAGAUGAGAAGCCCUGUCGCAGAAAGCUCUGAUGCACUCUGACUCGUAGGGGGCCUGUUCACAUUCGGGAACUGGUAAUAACGUGGGUGCACUCCUCUGGGAGGGGGCGUGGGAUCUAAACAGCACCAGCUGUCCCCGAGGAAAUUAAGGGGCAAUCAGGGAAAAAAAAAAAAAAAAAAAACCGGAUGCUCCUUAUUUCGAGGUGACAGAGGCCCUCCAGACAACCACCUGGUGUAUCCACUGGGAAGGGUGGAUUUGGAGGUGACUUCAAAAGGAGUGGAGGGUAACAAGGUGAGGAAAGGGGAUCAGCAGCUGUACCAUGUGCCACUAGAAAUGGGGGUGACUUGGUGAAAACAGGGUAUUGUCCAGAGACAGGGCCCAGGAACCCCUAGUCGCUGAACGGGGACAGCCUGGGUUUUCCCAGACAUAGUUUUGGGGGACUUAACUGGAAAAAAAGUGGAGGAUCCUUUCCAUUUAGAGGGUGGCAAAGGCACGAAGGUUGGGUCCCUCCCUCACAUUGACAGUGCCCCAGUAGGGAUGGGGUUGAGCUAAUAUAUUCAAAGCUAAGGACUUGAACCCUUUAGAUUAUAGGAGUGGAUUUUGGCAGUGCAGGUCCCCAAAAUAGGGUGGAAAGGUGACUGGGGGUAGUGGAACCACAUCUUGGGAAUUUUGAGGGUCUUCAGGUUGGCCUAAGGGAUCUGGGGACGGGGAAGGACAGAACAGGAGAGGGAGUAGUUUUCGGUAGGGGCCAAAAGUCGAGGGUGGGGUCGACAGAGAUUUACAGGCUGCUGGGUAGAGUGGAGCUAGAACGGGGCCCAAGGGUGGGAGCCAGCGGCUGGAGGGUGGGGAGGCCUGGGGCUUAUCCUCGGGUCCUGUGAGUGAGGCGGUGAGUUGGGACCUCAGCGUCAAGAGCAUGCCCUGGUGAGCGGGCUUCUCUUUGAGGAGCCCAGCGCGCUCCGGGCGCCUGCCAGUUUGGGGGUGUCUCCUCCCGGGGCGCCAUGGCGGCUCUGGCCAGUAGCCUGAUCCGGCAGAAGCGGGAGGUCCGCGAGCCGGGGGGCAGCCGGCCGGUGUCGGCGCAGCGGCGCGUGUGUCCCCGCGGCACCAAGUCCCUUUGCCAGAAGCAGCUCCUCAUCCUGCUGUCCAAGGUGCGACUGUGCGGGGGGCGGCCCGCGCGGCCGGACCGCGGCCCUGAGCCUCAGCUCAAAGGCAUUGUCACCAAACUGUUCUGCCGCCAGGGCUUCUACCUCCAGGCAAAUCCUGAUGGAAGCAUCCAGGGCACCCCAGAGGACACCAGCUCCUUUACCCACUUCAACUUGAUCCCCGUGGGGCUCCGUGUGGUCACCAUCCAGAGUGCCAAGCUGGGUCACUACAUGGCCAUGAAUGCAGAGGGGCUGCUCUAUAGCUCGCCACAUUUCACAGCUGAGUGUCGCUUUAAGGAAUGCGUCUUUGAGAAUUACUAUGUCCUGUACGCCUCUGCUCUCUAUCGCCAGCGCCGCUCUGGCCGGGCCUGGUACCUGGGCCUGGACAAGGAGGGCCGAGUCAUGAAGGGAAAUCGAGUCAAGAAGACCAAGGCCGCCGCCCACUUUGUGCCCAAGCUCCUGGAGGUGGCCAUGUACCGGGAGCCUUCUCUCCACAGUGUCCCUGAGACCUCACCUCCCAGUCCCCCUGCCCCCUAAAAUGUAGUCUGUGGACUGGAGGCUCCCUGCACUUGCACUGAGCUAGCCACCACCACAGCCUGUCUCCAGCCCUGCUCCCAGCCCUGCCCUCAGCCCUGCCACCACCACCCAUGCCCUGAGCAGCCAGGCCCCAGCAGAUGUUCUAUCCUGCAGGAGCCAAGGGGCUGGCUGUGACCCCUCGCCUCUUCCAGGCUUCAGCUCCUGGGAUUUCAGAGAGGGGGAUGUCCGAAAAUGGUCCUGGCCAAUCACUUCUUUCCUUCCACACUCACAGCCCCCCACAAAAGCCUUUUCCUGAGAAGGCGCUGGGGGGUUCCCAAACUGACAGAAAGAACCAGGACACAAACACUCCCCACCCUGGGCUCAGCGCAUCCCGGGAGCACUAUGCCCUUUUCAUUGCCACUGAGCCAUAGAUUUAUAGCCCUACAAGAGCUCAGGAUUAAUUUCCUUUUUGCCCCACUCCACCUUCUGCCUUGUUCUGGAGAGAUUCUGGAACACCAGGCAUCCUAGCCAGGGCCCUUUUUGCACUAAGGCUCUGUGCUGGGAUGCUGGCAUGCUGCCAGGCUCUGCUCUGGAUCCAUUAGGCUUCUGUCCUUGACCCAGCUGGACCCCCGGUUUCCAAGUAGAGAGAGGCUGGAUUUGAGCCCUGUCCAGCUGCUGGCCUUGGCCUGAACUAGGACCAGUCUCAGAUCACCACAGUUUUAACUUUCUUAUCCCAAAGACACCCAAUUCUAGAGCACAGUGUUCUAGACACAUACAGAGCCAUACUUCCUUCUGAAUCAGCUCUAGGACAUAGACCACGACUCUCAGCCCUUCCCUCCAGGAUGGAACUUGGGCUUCUAUAGCCGUAUCAAUGCUCAUAUAGAGGGGAUCCCUGGGUGGCUCAGCGGUUUCGUGCCUGCCUUUGGCCCAGGGCGCGAUCCUGGAGUCCUGGGAUCGAGUCCUGCGUCAGGCUCCUGGCAUGGAGCCUGCUUCUCCCUCUGCCUCUCUCUCUCUCUCUCUCUCUCUCUUUCUCUCUAUGUCUAUCACAAAUAAAUAAAAAUAAAUCUUAAAAAAAAAUGCCCAUAUAGAGUGAGCUCCAGACCCACCUUCCUACCUUCUCUAGUAAUACCUGUGAAAGAUGAGCUCUGGAAAGAACCCAGUUCUGAUUCAUGGGGAGCUUUGUUGAUGAAUCAAGAAACACCUCUUGUUUUUCCUAGAUUUUCUAAAAAUUCGAGUCUUCCUAUAGAAUGCUAACCUUAUUUUUACACGUAGUUUCUAGCUCCUCCAGCUCAGCUGGGGUCCUGCCAGGGAAACCGAGUCUGAAGGGGGGCAGAGGAGUCCGGGAAGAAAUCCUUGGCUCAUAGUAGAGAAGCUGGGAGGGCCAAGGGGCCCAAACUACGGCAUGUUUUGGCUGUGCCUGGGUUGUAGGGACAUGGACACUUAGCUACCUCCACAGGAAUACCUUCUGGGUCCCUUCUAAAGCUGAGGUCUUUAAGGUAAUGGAUCUCAAAUGAAAUGAACAAACAGGGCACAGCCUUGACCCUCCCCCCCCCCCCGUGCGGAGACCCCAAUUCAGCAAUAAGUUUAACCCCUCUCCCAUAGAAGUCAGGUCAAGGAGGGUGAGGGCCUCUUGGGCUCCAGACCUCAUAUAUCCCCAGAGCUUCUAACUGAAUAGAAUUUGCUUUACCUUACAGCUAUAACCUGAGCUAAGUUUUAGGUACCCAAAAGGGGCCUGACUAGAUUUUUCUGAACAGCAUGGAGAGCUAGGGGCAGGCCUGAAAAAGAUCAGGAACCCACCAGUCAACUAGGAGGGAGACUGAGUGGCUUCCAGACCGGGGCAGGGUAGACAGGAGACCAUAAAGGGAAGGGCUCAGGCUCCGAGGCAAGUCACUUUUCCUCAGGCUCUUUGUAUUUCUGGCUUGUUGCAAGAGGGGUGCCUACUCCCCUCACCCACACAGACCCCUUAGGCCCCACCCCCUCUCCUGGCUUCGCUCCCAGGGGACGAUGGGGUCUCCACUCCAUGCUCUCUCCAUUAAAGAUGA